Messenger RNA from Nycticebus coucang (slow loris), 3288 nucleotides. RefSeq names its product transmembrane protein 263 (gene TMEM263). The record is from RefSeq and is a predicted model, not a curated record. The transcript is spliced from 4 exons. The coding region runs from base 368 to 718 and encodes 116 amino acids. Lineage: Eukaryota; Metazoa; Chordata; Mammalia; Primates; Lorisidae.
UCCCGGCAGCGCGCGGUCCCGAGCUUCGCGCCCUUCGCCCGAUCUGAUUGGGCGGUGGCGGGGAGGGGCGGGGCGAGCCCGGGAGGAGGCACGCGCAGGCGGCUGGGGGUUCCCACGGAGGCACCCAGGAGGCGAAGGGGCGGGAGCCGGCCUCUGGGCGACGCGCGUGCGCACGUCGGGACGUGGCCGGCUGGGGGCUGCUGGGAGGGCUGGGCAGUUCGAGAAACGGCCUCAGGGGACGCUUCCGGAGCCCGUAACUGCCUCGGGUUCUGUCGGCCGCCGCUGCAGCCUGAGCCCUCCUCGGUGCUGCCCACUCCCUCCGCCCGGCCCCAGCCCUAGGCGCCGGCCCCUGACCCUGGCGGAGAUCAUGAAUCAGGCAGAUAAAAAUCAACAGGAAAUCCCAUCAUACCUUAGUGAUGAACCACCAGAAGGUUCAAUGAAAGAUCACCCACAGCAGCAGCCAGGCAUGUUGUCCCGUGUGACUGGGGGUAUCUUCAGUGUUACAAAGGGAGCUGUUGGUGCCACCAUUGGUGGUGUGGCUUGGAUUGGUGGAAAAAGUCUGGAGGUGACCAAAACAGCUGUUACAACUGUGCCUUCCAUGGGAAUAGGGCUGGUGAAAGGCGGUGUCUCUGCUGUGGCUGGAGGAAUGACAGCUGUUGGGUCUGCUGUUGUAAACAAAGUGCCCUUAACAGGAAAGAAGAAAGACAAAUCUGACUAAAGUAUGGAGAUACACUUGCUCUCCACAGCAUUAUGAUGCCAGUGGCAUUGAAUUGCUAAAUUAUGGAUUCUAACCAAGUCACCUGUUUUGGACAUUUAUCUUCUAAACUGCUGUGUUGAAAGUAUUGAUGAGUGGCUUUCAUCUAAAAAGAAGAGACCAAUACAAGCACAGUGUAUGAAGGUUUCUCAUGCUUAAGUUUCAGCUUUUUAUCUGGUAAAAUGUUAUACUUAUUACUCCGUUGUAACUGAAGAUAUGGUAUGUUUGAAUAUUUACUAUAAGUCUUUCAGUUUGACUAAAAAUGUGAAAGUUGAAUUUAGUAGAUGAUCUUUACAAUUCCGUAUGUAUAAUGUGCCAGGUAACUCAUCUGCCCCUUAAGAAGGGGACCUUGAACUAUAUAAACUGUACCUUUGAUGUGCCUAAUAGUUUCAGGUGUCUUAGUUUUUUUUUUAUAACCAUAGUUGAUUAGGCCAAGAGGCAUUCUUUUCUUAUUUAAGUUGGCAAAAGUAGCAGGAAUUAGAGAAGUUUAAAAGAAAAGGUAAAUGGUUUUAAGAUACUGUUAACCAUCUUUUGUUAGAUAUGCAUUUUAUUAAUUUAAUCAUUGAUGCCUUAUAAAAGAAAACAUCUUUUCUAAUACCCUAAGUAUGUGCAGUUCUUAGAAUUAUCCAUGGAUUCUUUUGAAAAUUGUGAAAUUAGUUUUCCCUCUUUAGAAUCUCAGGAGUAGUGAGAUAAAGGCAUUUCUUGCUCUUAGUGGAGAAGAUAGUGCUUGUUGACUGUCUUGUCAGUAGUAAAAAGCAAAUUACAUGCUUCAGCCUAGGUUCGUGCUCCAUCAUUAAUACACCUCACAGUGCCUAAGGAACAUUUUUCACUGGUCAGAAGCUAUGUUGCAAGAAUUUCAUAUUAAGGAGGAACAAAUAAUAAUUUUAGGUUCUUAAUUAUACCUAAGGCAUCUAAGAUAUAAAAAGAAUCCCUCACAUUCUAUCUCAAGGAUGUCUUAUUAGUAGUACCCCUUUUAAAAAACACAGUAAAAGCACUACAAGUAUGUUAGGACUAACUUUCAAAUUCAAUGAAAUGGACUCCAGAGAUUAGUUUUAAUACAAAAUCUAUGUAAGUGUUUUCAAGGUUUAUAAAGGCUUUUAAAAUCUGUUAUACAAUUCUUUAAAACAGCUGUCGACUUUGUACCAUUUUUCAAGCCCAUUCCAGGGAGGGAAUUGAAGUUUUUGAUGAUGGAUGAUAAGUGUCAUAUCUUACUAACAUGUCUUAUCAUGUCUCAUUCAUUCUCAAAGAAUAUGACUUACAUGAAAUUUAUGAUCAGUUUCACAAAAAUUUAACAAUUGGCAUAUAUACUUGGCAUUCCUCUUAACUAAGGGUUAUAAUUCAAGCCUGAAAAAUCUUAACUUUAUGCUUGAGUCUGGAUAUUUGUCUCCACUCUGUUACCUUUUUUUUUGUGGGGGAGGAGAGAGGUUGAUUCCCUGCAGUAAGUAAGUCAAAAUAGCAUGCCUGAGAACUUGAAACAGAUCACUGGAACACCAUAGGCUUACGUGUUUGUGAAACACUAAGAGUAUUAAUAAUGUGGAUUAACAAGUGGAUAAGAAUAUAACUUGACUUUUUAAAGCUUCAUAAAUAUCAGCAGAUUUUAAGAACCCUACAAGGUUCUUGAACCUUUCUAUUAUAUACAAACUUGAAAAGUCAUUAAAGAGUUCAAUUCAUUAGGAAUUAAAUGGUUAUUUAUUUCAUGCAGUACAAUUUAAGGUAUUAUUUGUUGGUAUAUCUGGUCAAAUGUCACAAUGAGAGGAUUUUUAAAAUUAACAGGCGAACACUAAAUAUUUAAAUAAUGGUAUUAGAGAACUUGUUUCCUGCUAUUUGGAAGAAAUUAUUGCUUCAUUGCUAGUUUAUAUUUCUAAUUUCUCUUCUACAGUCAUAGACUGCUGUGCUUUGUAUCUGAAUUUCUAAGUUUAGACUUUAGCUUACUGUAUGUUUGCAUAUUUAUUUUCAACUUUGCUUGUCUUUAAAAUUGCUUGAGGACACAUGGUUGUGAUUAAUUUCUGCUACAGAAAAGCCACCCUGGUACAUUUUAUUUCAUUAAGAUUUUUAAAAUUCUAAACUGUAAGUUUGUUCAGAGGGGCUUUUGCAAUGGCAGCAGAAAACUGUACCAACGUACAAGUAUAGAAGUUCUUGUUGAAAUGAACUUGCCAUUCGAUGAUAUGUACAGCUGUAUACUUGAGUCUUCACAGCUUAUUUUACGUAGACUAGCAAUUUGACCUGUUAAACAGGACUACUUCAUAUCAAGAAAUUAAGGCUGUUAUAUACACCUGGAGGGAUCUGUUAUUAUCCUUUGAGUGGGUAUUUGACACAAUGGGGAUAAACUUGUGUGACCCACUUGAAUGACUGAUCUGAUAAUGUUGACAUUAUGACUCCUAUACUUAGUGGAAUGUCAGAUGAAAAUAACUGAAUCAUUUUUUUUUGUAUUAAAGGAAUGGAAAAAACACAAAUUUGUUAAUAAAGCACUAUGAUCUGCAGAAGAUGGAAUGUUUCAUAAAGAUCUAAAGAAAUAAAGAAAUUUUAAAACAGGG